Messenger RNA from Hypoxylon fragiforme, 2160 nucleotides. Its product is annotated as aminopeptidase-like protein. The coding region runs from base 243 to 1775 and encodes 510 amino acids. The transcript has a single exon. Gene Ontology annotation, molecular function: manganese ion binding; metalloaminopeptidase activity. Gene Ontology annotation, cellular component: mitochondrion. Lineage: Eukaryota; Fungi; Ascomycota; Sordariomycetes; Xylariales; Hypoxylaceae. The record is from RefSeq and is a predicted model, not a curated record.
AGCAAGAUGAAGAAAUAGAAAAAUGAUAAUGAUCGACUUUACACGUCCACAUAACAACGUCGAGGUCGGAGAUCAAGGGACUGAGUAAUUGGCCUGGAAAACAUUCAUUUGUAUCCAAAGUUUUCAUUCUCAUACAAGAACAAUUAAACCUCAAAAUACCCUCUCAUUACCGAAAGAGGUAAUGCUGUGAGUAAUCCGGUGACCCAAUUGGUUCUUUUUUUUCCCUCGAUAUCUUCUUAAAUAUGAACCUUCGACAAUUGCCACUACGGCAAAUAGAGCGAUAUCUUCAACGUUACUCGAGUCCAUUCACUCCUCAAUUGGUACGAUCCAUAUCGACGACACGCUCUUCUCCUCGAUUCUCGUCUCGCCCACGCCAUACAAUUCCAGAAUGUAAACCAAUUUCAAAAUCCGCACGCACAUACUCUACGACUGUGCCAGCCUCCGACCUUCUCUUCGGCCAACCCGUUCACGAAACCCACCCGCACCUCCUCAGACCCGGAGAGCUGACGCGCGGUAUUACUGCCCAGGAAUACCACGAGCGUCGCGCCGCUCUAUGUCAUUCCCUUCCACCCAAUUCCGCCGUCCUUCUUCCCUCAGCAACCCUCAAAUACCGUUCAGGCGCCGUGUUUCACAACUUCCGUCAGGAAUCCAACUUUCUCUACCUUACUGGCUUUUCAGAGCCUGAUUCCUUGGCUAUAUUGAGGAAAACUGGCAGUGAAUUAGGCGAUUAUACUUUUCACCUGUACUGCAGACCAAAGGACCCUAAAAAAGAGCAAUGGAAUGGGCCCUGGAGUGGUGUCGAUGCAGCAAGGGACGUUUGGAAUGCGGAUGAGACUGGAGAUAUUGCCCAAGUUCAGAGCCUACUAAUUGAUGCGCUCAAGGGCGUCAAGAAUCUUUUCACCGAUGCGGAAUUGGCUCAGAAUGGUGCUUCCACAAGAAUUGGCGAUCUUGUGCGCUCCGCAGCUCCACAUGCGGCUACCCCUCCUUUAAAGUCCUAUGUCAAUAAUCUACGCGCCGUCAAGUCCUCCGCUGAAAUUGCCAACAUGCGACAUGCGGGGCGUGAAUCCGGCCGGGUCCUGACGGAUGCCAUGCGCCAAUCGUGGAAGUCCGAAAAGCAGCUCGCCGCGUUUCUCGAAUAUGGAUACCAAAAGUCUGGCCUAGAUGGCCAAGCCUACAUCCCCGUAGUAGCUGGCGGGUCUAAAGCAUUGCUGAUCCACUAUGUCCUCAACAACGGCAUGCUGAAUGAUUCCGAAUUCGUCCUCGUUGACGCAGGCGGGGAGUACGGAACGUACAUUACAGACAUAACAAGGACAUGGCCUAUCUCUUGCAAGUUCAGUCAGCCACAGAAAGAUCUGUACAAUGCCGUUUUGCGUGCCCAGCGGUCGUCUGUCUCUCUAUGCCGCGCUAGCGCCAAUGUCACGCUAGACAAGCUGCACCAAAUCACAGAAAAUGGACUCCGCGACCAACUGCAGCAACUCGGCUUCGACCUGAGCGGAGACGCCAUGAGCAUUCUGUUCCCCCACCACGUUGGCCAUUACAUCGGGCUAGAUGUCCACGACGUGCCAGGCUAUCCCCGAAACGUGAUUCUGAAGGCCGGCCACUGCAUUACCAUCGAGCCCGGCAUCUACGUGCCGGACGACGAGAGAUGGCCCAAGGCCUUCCGGGGUCUAGGCAUCCGUAUCGAGGAUAGCGUGUGCGUCGGUGAUGACGACCCCCUCAUUCUUACUACUGAGGCCGUCAAGGAGGUCGACGACAUUGAGGCUUUGAGUUGGUAGAAGAUAUAACCCCCCAACAAACGAAUCCGGAAAAUCUUCUCCGUGAAAGCACCCAUUAUUCAGACGCCCCAAGAAAGACGUGGUUGUAAGAAUACAGCAUAUUGGGUGAAAAAUUGGCGGUUCAUGCAUUUUACAUGUGAUACCAGGAGUUACGAAAGCAUGGUGGUAUGCAGGUAUCUACCUACCUACUUACAUGUAGGUGCAUAGGUAACCUAGAUGAUGAUUGAUGAUGGAUGUAUUAACGCUGGGUAGGGGAAUGGAAGGAAAAAACACUCUACUACAUGAUAUAUAAACCUGCCUGCCUUGGUGCUGCAGAUAGAUGCAGUACCAAGCACAUAUCAAGACAGAAAAAACAGGAAUAAGAAGCCACUCUUGAUAAACCAGA